This is a messenger RNA of Saccharomyces paradoxus, 1878 nucleotides long. RefSeq names its product Rsc4p (gene RSC4). The transcript has a single exon. Gene Ontology annotation, molecular function: protein binding. The record is from RefSeq and is a predicted model, not a curated record. Gene Ontology annotation, cellular component: RSC-type complex. Bases 1 to 1878 code for a protein of 625 amino acids. NCBI's taxonomy places the organism in Eukaryota, Fungi, Ascomycota, Saccharomycetes, Saccharomycetales, Saccharomycetaceae. Gene Ontology annotation, biological process: chromatin remodeling.
AUGGUAGUUAAAAGACGUAAAUUGACAACUGAGGCCGCUGGUAGUGAUGAGAGGCCUAAGUACUUGCCAGGAAAACAUCCCAAAAACCAAGAAGAAACUCCACAUGUUGAUUACAACGCCCCACUAAACCCUAAAUCUGAACUUUUUCUCGAUGACUGGCAUAUACCUAAAUUUAAUAGAUUUAUUAGCUUCACUUUGGAUGUUCUUAUUGAUAAAUAUAAAGACAUUUUCAAAGAUUUCAUCAAACUACCAAGUAGGAAGUUUCAUCCACAAUAUUACUAUAAGAUUCAGCAGCCAAUGUCUAUUAAUGAAAUUAAGUCAAGAGAUUAUGAGUACGAGGACGGCCCAAGCAAUUUUCUUUUGGAUGUUGAGCUACUGACAAAGAAUUGUCAAGCUUACAACGAAUAUGACAGUUUGAUUGUAAAAAACUCUAUGCAAGUGGUGAUGUUAAUUGAAUUUGAAGUAUUGAAGGCCAAGAAUUUGAAAAGAAAUUAUUUAAUUAACGGCGAGGUCAAAGCCAAAUUACUGCACUAUUUCAAUAAGCUGAUUGAUGGUACGGAAAAGAAAAUCAACCAGGCUUUGCUGGGUUCGUCAACUCCGAAAAACUCAGACGACAAGAUUAAGCUAAGUGAACCGUUUAUGGAAUUAGUAGAUAAAGAUGAACUACCUGAAUAUUAUGAAAUAGUGCAUAGCCCCAUGGCUUUAUCAAUUGUAAAGCAGAACCUUGAAAUCGGUCAAUAUUCCAAGAUAUAUGAUUUUAUCAUUGAUAUGCUGCUAAUUUUUCAGAAUGCACAUAUCUUUAAUGAUCCAAGCGCUUUGAUUUAUAAAGAUGCAACAACUUUAACAAAUUAUUUUAACUACUUAAUACAAAAGGAAUUUUUCCCAGAGUUACAGGAUUUGAACGAACGUGGCGAAAUAAAUUUAGAAUUUGACAAGUUCGAAUUCGAAAACUACUUAGCUAUUGGUGGUGGUGGUCCAGCUGCAGCAGGUGCAUUGGCUAUAUCUGCUCUCGAUAAUGAUAUUGAACCAGAAUUGAACCGCGAAGAUCUCAUUGAUCAAGCAGAUUAUGAUUUCAAUCAUUUUGAAGGUUUAGGCAAUGGUUACAAUCGUUCUCUUUUAACGGAAGAUUAUUUACUGAACCCAAAAAAUUUCAAGAAGUUAAUAACCAAACCGGAGACGAUGCCAUCGGAAGUCAAAAAUGAAAGAUCAAUGACAUCUGAUAUUGAGAAGACAAACUCCUUAGAGAGCGAACAUUUAAAAAUCCCCAAAUACAAUAUUAUAAAGUCCAUGCAUAAAGAAAUGCAGUCGCUCUCAGAGCAACACACUAUGGAGUAUAAGCCCUAUAAAUUAAUACAACAAAUUUAUAUUUUUUCUUCCAAAAAUUUGUAUUCGCAGGCAACAAAGCCUUUGCCAGGUUCAAGACCAUCAUGCAAUCAAAACUGGGUAGAGUAUAUUUUUAAUGGUAGUGAAUUGAGUCAAAACGAAAAUGCUUUUUCCUUCAUGUUACAGCCUAUGCAAACGUUUUUAACUUUACAGUCUCAUCUGAACUCAUCGUUAAAGGAUACAGGAACUUUAUUAACAAUUAAUAAAGAGCCUGUGAAGUCUAGGACUUCAAAUGCAAACAAUAACCUCUCACAACCUCAGCAGCAAGAAAAUGAUGUUGUUGUUAACGAUGCAAAGCAUGAUAUAGAGAAUUUGGCAAACGGCAGCAGCAGUAAUAACGAUGUUGUUGGCAACGAUAAUGAUAAACGUAAUAAUAUAACAGAAAUCUUUGAUAUUCGCUUAUCAGAAGGUUUGAAUCAUUUGGUGUUUAGGUGUGAGGACAAAACAUCGAAUGAAACGGAAUUCAUGAAUUUUUGGAUAAAUGUCUUACCAUGA